This is a messenger RNA of Anas platyrhynchos (mallard), 6532 nucleotides long. RefSeq names its product glutamate ionotropic receptor kainate type subunit 3 (gene GRIK3). Gene Ontology annotation, cellular component: membrane. Gene Ontology annotation, biological process: monoatomic ion transport. The record is from RefSeq and is a predicted model, not a curated record. Gene Ontology annotation, molecular function: signaling receptor activity; ligand-gated monoatomic ion channel activity. Lineage: Eukaryota; Metazoa; Chordata; Aves; Anseriformes; Anatidae.
UGCACGCUCCGCGCCGGGGCUUUGUGCGAGCUGCGCGCAGCAGCGGUAGGAGGGGACAGAGCCGCUCCGCACCGCACCGCCAGCCCCGGCUCCGCAGGUGCCUCCCGACCGCCACCGGCACCGGCCCCGGCCCCGGCGGGACGGGAGCCCUACGAUGAGCCCCGGGCCGGAGCCCCCUGCCCCGCUGCCCCUGGGGCCGUAGGGCCGAGCCCCCCCCCCCCCCCCCUCCGCCCCAGUGCCCCCCCCGACGAUGCCCCGGCUCUGGGCGGCUCUGGGCGGCGUGCUCUGGGAGUACUGCGCUGCGCUCCUGCUCGGCGGCUUCUGGGGCCAGGGCUCGCAGGGGAUGCCGCAUGUCAUCCGGAUCGGAGGAAUCUUCGAGUACACAGAUGGCCCCAACACCCAGGUUAUGAGUGCGGAGGAGCAAGCCUUCCGAUUUUCCGCCAAUAUCAUCAACAGGAACAGAACCUUGCUGCCUAACACGACGCUGACCUACGACAUUCAGCGGAUACACUUCCACGACAGCUUUGAGGCAACCAAGAAAGCCUGCGACCAGCUCGCCCUCGGGGUCGUAGCGAUAUUCGGCCCGUCCCAAGGCUCCUGCACCAACGCCGUCCAGUCCAUCUGCAAUGCCCUGGAGGUCCCCCACAUCCAGCUGCGGUGGAAGCACCACCCGCUGGACAACAAGGACACGUUCUACGUCAACCUGUACCCCGACUACUCCUCGCUCAGCCACGCCAUCCUGGACCUGGUGCAGUACCUGAAGUGGAGGUCAGCCACCGUGGUGUACGACGACAGCACAGGCCUGAUUCGGCUGCAGGAGCUGAUCAUGGCCCCGUCGAGGUACAACAUCCGCCUGAAAAUCCGCCAGCUGCCGCUGGACACGGACGACGCGCGGCCGCUGCUGAAGGAGAUGAAGCGGGGCCGGGAGUUCCGCAUCAUCUUCGACUGCAGCCACCUGAUGGCAGCUCAGAUCCUCAAGCAGGCCAUGGCGAUGGGAAUGAUGACAGAGUACUACCACUUCAUCUUCACCACUCUGGAUCUUUAUGCAUUAGACCUAGAACCAUACCGCUACUCUGGGGUGAACCUGACCGGCUUCCGGAUCCUCAAUGUGGAGAACCCGCACGUGGCGUCCAUCAUCGAGAAGUGGUCCAUGGAGCGGCUGCAGUCGGCGCCCAAGGCAGAGCUGGGGCUGCUCGACGGCGUGAUGAUGACAGACGCUGCCCUGUUGUACGACGCGGUCCACGUGGUGUCCGUGUGCUACCAGCGAGCCCCCCAGAUGACCGUCAACUCCCUGCAGUGCCACCGGCACAAAGCCUGGAGGUUCGGCGGCCGCUUCAUGAAUUUUAUAAAAGAGGCCCAAUGGGAAGGAUUAACUGGACGAAUUGUCUUUAACAAAAGUAGUGGCUUACGGACAGAUUUUGACUUGGACAUCAUCAGCCUCAAAGAAGACGGUCUCGAAAAGGUUGGCACGUGGAACCCUGCCAACGGUCUGAACAUCACAGAAAUUGCCAAGGGACGAGGGCCCAACGUCACGGACUCGCUCAGCAACAGAUCUCUCAUUGUCACCACUGUCCUGGAGGAGCCCUUCGUCAUGUUCCGCAAGUCCGACACCGCCCUCUUUGGGAACGACCGCUUUGAGGGCUACUGCAUCGACCUGCUGAAGGAGCUGGCCAUCAUCCUGGGCUUCACCUACGAGAUCCGGCUGGUGGAGGACGGGAAAUACGGCGCGCAGGACGACAAGGGGCAGUGGAACGGCAUGAUCAAGGAGCUCAUCGAUCAUAAAGCUGACCUGGCCGUCGCUCCUCUCACCAUCACCCACGUCCGGGAGAAAGCGAUCGACUUCUCCAAGCCCUUCAUGACCCUGGGGGUCAGCAUUUUGUACCGCAAGCCCAACGGGACCAACCCCAGCGUGUUCUCCUUCCUCAACCCCUUGUCUCCCGACAUCUGGAUGUACAUCCUCCUCGCCUACCUGGGGGUCAGCUGCGUGCUCUUUGUCAUAGCCAGGUUCAGCCCGUAUGAGUGGUACGACGCUCAUCCCUGCAACCCCGGGUCGGACAUCGUGGAGAAUAACUUCACCCUGCUCAACAGCUUCUGGUUCGGGAUGGGCGCACUGAUGCAGCAAGGCUCGGAGCUGAUGCCCAAAGCUCUGUCUACACGGAUUAUUGGUGGCAUAUGGUGGUUCUUCACCCUAAUUAUCAUCUCGUCCUACACGGCCAACCUUGCCGCCUUCCUGACGGUGGAGAGGAUGGAAUCCCCCAUCGACUCGGCAGACGACUUGGCAAAGCAGACCAAAAUAGAGUACGGAGCAGUGAAGGAUGGAGCUACCAUGACCUUCUUCAAGAAAUCCAAAAUUUCCACGUUUGAAAAAAUGUGGGCCUUCAUGAGCAGCAAACCCACGGCACUGGUGAAAAGCAACGAGGAGGGCAUCCAGCGAACGCUCACGGCCGACUACGCCCUGCUGAUGGAGUCGACCACCAUCGAGUACAUCACCCAGAGGAACUGCAACCUGACUCAGAUCGGGGGGCUCAUCGACUCCAAAGGCUACGGCAUUGGGACUCCCAUGGGCUCCCCGUACCGGGACAAGAUCACCAUCGCCAUCCUCCAGCUGCAGGAGGAGGACAAGCUGCACGUGAUGAAGGAGAAGUGGUGGCGGGGCAACGGCUGCCCUGAGGAUGAGAACAAGGAGGCCAGCGCUCUGGGCAUCCAGAACAUCGGUGGGAUUUUCAUCGUUUUGGCAGCAGGCCUGGUGCUCUCAGUCUUCGUGGCCAUGGUGGAGUUCAUCUACAAGCUGCGCAAGACAGCAGAGCGCGAGCAGCGCUCCUUCUGCAGUGCCAUGGCUGAUGAGAUCCGGCUGUCGCUCACCUGCCAGCGGCGGGUCAAGCACAAGCCCCAGCCCCCCGUCAUGGUGAAGACGGACGCCGUGAUCAACAUGCACACCUUCAACGACCGCCGGCUGCCAGGGAAGGACAACAUGACCUGCAACACCGGAUUGACGCCCGUGUUUCCCUAGGGAAUGGGACCUGGGGGGCGGGAGGGAAGGAAUCGCGUCAGUCAAAGCUGGAUGCACUCUUAACUAGGGAAGAAAGGAUUAAAAAAAAAAAAAAAAGAAAAAAAAAGAGAAAAAAAAAGCUUGGUUUGGUUCAUUUCAAGAUCAAGGCCUUUAAAACACAGCUGCAUCAAUCACCGGCACAGAAGCACCAACUGCAAAGCACGGACUGUAACAUGGGUCUUGGGGCUUUUCUGUUUCAUUUUUGUUAUUUUCCGUUCUUUAUUUUUUUACAGCUUAGAUCCUCCAGGCCUCAUGGAGUCCAAACACACUACCAUCCAGGAGUCUGAUGUUUACAUACCGAACACACGGAGGCAAAAACGAAUUGAGCCAAACUGACCCUCGGUGGGUAACGAGGAGCCCCUGAGCAAGGCUUCUUUAGCAUGGCAAUAAAAAGAAACACUUUGCCCCUCCGGGUGUGGAGUGAGCAACGGUCCGAGUGAGCACCCAUCCCAAAGUGACGGACACGACACAUUUAGGGCACGCUGGCCAGGAACGGGAAAAGCACCUGCGAAGCUCUGCGAUGCUCCAGGCUGCGCCCUACAUCGACACAGCUCGUGGUGGCCCUUUGCCCCCCGGCCGUGCUGGCUGGAGUCACCACAGCACGAAGUCCAUGCUGGGGCCUGGAGGGAGAAGGUAAAAGAAAUGCUCAUCAGGAGACCCGAGAUGGUCAACCCUGAAGGGGAGAGCAAGCUCGAGUGACCGGAGUCCCGGCCAGGAACGGGACCAUGUGCAUGGGGACUGUGCCACCUCUGAGUGCAAGCACCCCAACGCCAGCCCACAGUGACACUGCGGCUCUGUCGCGAUCACACUCAGACCAGGAGAGGACAGUACGCGUGGUUUAGGACUAAAUGCUCCACGUGGCACCAGAGACCUGCGAGGCGAAGCCUCAGCCUGCAGGGCCAGGGCUGGCCCAGGACAAACAGCACUGUGUGCGCCAAACCUGACACCCCCUCGCCCUGCCUGGUGACCCGCAGCCUCGCUGGCAGCAUCUCCAUGCCAUUCACACAAACAUGCUGACAUCUUUUGCAGAAAUCUUCCAAAUCUUCAUCUUCCCCAGGACUGUGUUCUUAUUUUCAGGUUGCUCAACCCAGGAGGCUGGUCCUGCGGAUGAUCUCGUCAGAAUUACCAAAGACCCCUCUGCUGACCCAACGGCUCGAGUGCCACUGCGCCGCUCCGUCCCUCUGUGGAUAAAUUUCUCCCCAGCCAUCUGCAAAAUGAAACCAACAGAAACAGCCCUGCCCAUGGAAACCCAGAACGUCCCAAGGAGUACUGCAAGGUGCUUAAAAGCUCUGCUUCAAACACGGGCAUUGAUGAGAGGAGCAACCUCCUUCCCUAGCAGACAUGACAGCGCCCUACUGCUGGACACCCCCACGCCCCGAGCCACAAGGCUUUCCGCAGGGUUUGUCUAGGGCCCCAAGGGACAAACCUGCCUGCAGCCCAGUUCAGGGGAUUUUCCCACCUGUUUCCUUCUCAGUCUCAGUUAUUUGAAGGCUAUCUUUGGAGCUGAUUGGAAUUAGCAAAUGAGCUGAAGGGGAGAUCUCUGUUUUUUCCCCCCCAUCACAGACCACAAUUUGUCCUUAUGUCAUUUUUCAUGAUGUAAAGAACCAGCACAGUGACCCGAAACAAAAAAAGCUGGAUUUGUUGUCAUAUUGUGACUCAUGUAAAGAUAUGCAAAGGAUUUACAUUUAUUUUCACCUUUUCAUAGAAACCAUGAAAAAUCAGAGUUGAAAGCUGCCAACUCAACGCGCAUCAUCAUCUUCACAGUUUGCUGACCAAACACCUACAGCAGAGGACGGAUUGGGGAAUGUGGCAAUUUCCCAAAGCUAUUGACGUAUUUUCCAUACUUCUUUACCAAUCCUUACGCCUGUCAGAGCAGCAGAGGUUAUGAUGUCUUUGCAGAUUUCUAAGCUCUUAGAAAGGGAUUUUUACAAUCACGCCAGAGAUAAAAACAAAGCCUGAAAUUGGCUUUAAAUGUCCUGAGAGUAAAACACCACUGAAAACCAUUUUGCUUCUCGGCAGAUUCUUUUUACAUAAGUAAAUAUCACUAACGCCAUAAACACCCUUUGUUCAUCUCUGAUGCCAGUUCGAUCUCAUUUUACUCACCAACAUCCCAGAGCGCCAGGUGAGCGGCCGGAACCACUAGUGCUAUCCGCCAGCAAGACGAAGCCUUGCAGGUUAACCUGCUCUCUCUCCUCUCCUCUGACCCUAAAUCAGCACUUCAUGCGUCUCCGUUACGGUUUGCUAUUUGAGAUCUUGGUCACUGAAGGCUUUGACUCACGGCAUCGUCGGCACCGCCAGGCAGGGGGCAGCUGGGCAACACUCGCCGGGAGGGUUCCUGACCUCAUCCUCCUGCAGUGCCCCCGAGGAUGUGCAAUCACUGUGCUGCUGAACCCAGCCCAGGGGCUUCACCCAGAGCAAGCAGUGCAGCAGCUUUCCAUGGAGAGCAGCGAUGAGCCUGACAACGAGCAGUGGCAGCUGGGCAGCCUUGGAAGGGGCAGAUGUGAUGCCGAAGCCCCGAAGCCUUUCGCAAGCUGCUCUGUGCCCCGUUUGUGGCCGCCGGCGACUCCUGUCCUGGAACCAUCCAACUUCCAGCCUUCCUGAAAGUGGUUUCUUUCUUGGCGUGAUGGGCAGAGGGACUGAAAAAGUGAGGAGGGAAGACAAAAAGCAGGUCUGGGCUAUUAAACUGUGUCUAAACUGCUGCCAUGUCUGUUCACUGUCCCUUACCGCUGCUUCUUCCUCCUGGGUCUCCUGUAAGCCAGAGCAGGGACGCAGCGGGUGGCUUCCGUUGGGGUUGCUUUUCCCUUUAGACUUAAUAACGAGUGUUGGGUACAAACGGCGAGCCUACAAAUCCACAAAGAAGGUGAAUAUGCAAAGGGAAGCAGCUCCAGCUCUGGGCAAGUGCUGUCCCCUGCGGGACAGGUGCUGUGGGGAGCAGGAUUCAGCCGGCUGCGGGCACUGGCGGGCUCUGGGAGGUCCCACAGGGGGAUCCACAGCCCCUGAGCGGUGCACGGGGAGCAUUCCUGCAGCACGUGUGAACAAACUGGGACAAGACCCAGCCCCAGGGCUGGCCGGGCACUGGCGUGGGAAGCCCUUUGCUGUCCGUACCUUUCUUUGACAUGUUUCUCAAAAAAAAGCAAGAAAAGAACAAAAAGAAGUAAAAAAACACAAACAACAACAGAAAAAAAGUUGGAUAAAAAAAGGAAAAAAACUGGUCUCCGUGAUAUUCAGGGGAUUUUCCUUUGUGGACAUGCAGAAUUUCUAUGAAUAUAGUUUUUUGUAAACAUUUUGUAACAAUUUUGGUUUCAUAGUAACUGUGUUACUUGCUGAUCAUUCUAGGCUGAUGUAAAUAAAAUUUCCAAAAAAAAAAAAAGAAAAAAUUCUGAUUAUUUUCCUUUUUAAGACACUGUGAUAUAUCAAAGUGCACAGUUUGCUGUAUGAAGUAAUAUGGUUUUAAAUUUUAAAUAAAAAUUCAUUUCUAGAAAA